GGCCACCAGGGCUCCAAGAGAGCCCCGGCGCUUCUCCAGCGCCCGUUUUCUGGGCGCCCCCGUCCAGAGGCCGCCGGCCCCGCCGCGUGGGCUCCCCGGACGCCCCCGGCCCCUCGCGGACCCCGAGCGCGCGCUGGACCGCCGCAGGCCCGAGGAGGCCCCUCGCACACCCAGCGCGCCGCGGCCGCGCGGGAGGCCUGCUCCGCCCGCGCCACCCACCGGCCGGCCUGGCGCGCGGGCGGGCGUGCGAGCGGGCGGGGGCCGUGCAGCGCGCCCUCCCCGGCGGCGGCCCCGGGCGCCAUGUGUUCCCGGCGGGGCGCGCCGCUCCCGGCCUGGCCGCGGCCCCUUUAACCCGGGAAGGGGCGCGGGCCGGAGGGGGCGGCGGGGCGGCUCCGAGGAGGGCUCUUUCUUUCUUCUUUUUUUGAAUGAACAGUGUGACGUACGCACAGGAAACCAGUCGGUUAGAGAGAAUGAAGUAAGAGGCCGGCCCCCCCGCCCGCCUCCUUCCUCCCCGCCCCCUCCCCGCCCGCCGCGCUCCCGCCCGCCGCUCCCGGUCUCCCCGCCGAGCCGCCGCCGCUGCCGCCGCCGCCAGCGAAGGUGCCGGGCCCCGGGCCCUCCCCGCCGGGGCGGCCGUCAUCGCCGGAGCGGGUGCGCGGCGGGAGCGCGGGGCGGGCGGCCGCGGGCUGAGCCGCCGCGCAGGAGCAGGAGGAGGAGAAAGGGUGCGCAGCCCGGAGGCGGGGUGCGCCGGUGGGGUGCAGCGGAAGAGGGGGUCCAGGGGGGAGAACUUCGUAGCAGUCAUCCUUUUUAGGAAAAGAGGGAAAAUAUAAAGCCCUCCCCCACCGCCGCCUUCUCCCCACCCCUCGCCGCACCACACACAGCGCGGGCUUCUCGCGCUCGGCACCGGCGGCCCGGGCGCGUCCUGCCCCCAUUUAUCAAGCAGCUUCUCGGGAAAUGCAUUUGCCGUUCGGAGUUUAAUCAGAAGAGGAUUCCUGCCCCCGCGCGCGGCUCGUCCUGCGGCCCCGGCCCCCGUCUCUCUGCUGUGGAGGCGUGAAGCGGUCCCGUGGACAGAGAUCCAUGUCCGUGCCUGCGCGCGUGUGUGCGUGUGUAAAUUGCCGAGAAGGGAAAAAUCACAGGACUUGGGCAAAUACUGGACUGAAAAUUGUAAUUCAUCUGCCGCCGCCGCUGCCUUUUUUUUCUCGUGCUCUUGAGACCUCCGGUUGGGAUUCCUACGGCUUGACAUUUCUGUGAAGGCGAAGUCUGGGAAUCGUACUGGAAAUUCUCCUAAUUUUUACACGCCCCCCGCGCCCCCAACUCCUGAUUCAUUGGGAAGUUUCAGAGCAGCUAUAACCGGAGAGUUCUGAAGAUUGAUGGAAUCUUUGCCUUAUGCAUUUGUUUUGUUUUCGCAAAAAAGGAAACUUGACAGAGGAUCAUGCGGUCCUUAAAAAAUACAACAUCACGGAAGAAGCAGACUGAUAUUAACAAUAAUUAUUAAUAGUGUGCCUCAUGAAAUAAAGAUCCGAAAGGAAUUUGGAAAAAAAUUUCCUGCAUCUCAUGCCAAGAGGGUAACACCAGAAUCAAGUGUUCCGCGUGACUGAAGACACCCCCUCAUUCAAGAAUGCAAAGCACAUCCAAUAAAAUAGCUGGAUUAUAACUAUUCUUUCUUUCGGGGUGUGGGGCUGGAGCGGGGGGCGAAAGGUGCUUUCGGUACCCGGCUGCUUUUCCUCGGGGGAAGGAUGGCGCACGCCGGGAGAACAGGGUAUGAUAACCGGGAGAUAGUGAUGAAGUACAUACACUAUAAGCUGUCGCAGAGGGGCUACGAGUGGGAAGCCGGAGGUGCGGGCGCAGCGCCCCCCGGUGCCGCCUCCGCGCCGGGAGUCUUCUCCUCGCAGCCCGGACACACCCCUGCGCCCGCCAGGACCUCGCCCCCGCCGCCCCCGGCCGCCGCCGCCGCGGGGCCUGCGCUCAUCCCCGUGCCACCUGUGGUCCACCUGACCCUGCGCCAGGCCGGCGAUGACUUCUCCCGGCGCUACCGCCGCGACUUCGCCGAGAUGUCCAGCCAGCUGCACCUGACACCCUUCACCGCAAGGGGACGCUUUGCCACGGUGGUGGAAGAGCUCUUCAGGGAUGGGGUGAACUGGGGGAGGAUUGUGGCCUUCUUUGAGUUCGGUGGGGUCAUGUGUGUGGAGAGCGUCAACCGGGAGAUGUCGCCCCUGGUGGACAAUAUCGCCCUGUGGAUGACUGAGUACCUGAACCGGCACCUGCACACCUGGAUCCAGGAUAACGGAGGCUGGGACGCCUUUGUGGAACUCUACGGCCCCAGCAUGCAGCCUCUGUUUGACUUCUCCUGGCUGUCUCUCAAGGCCCUGCUCAGUUUGGCCCUGGUGGGGGCCUGCAUCACCCUGGGUGCCUACCUGGGCCACAAGUGAGGUCAGUAGGCCCGCCACAGAUGAAUAUGCAAAAGGUUCACUAAAGCAGUAGACAUAUAUGCAUUGUAGUGUCUGACCACCAGACAAAGCUGUGGUCUCUUCAAAACAAAAACUAAAACAACAGAAACAAAAACAGCUUUCAGGCUCAACUUCGAAUCAGCUAUUUACUGCCAAAGGGAAAUACCAUUUAUUUUUUACAUUAUCAGGAAAAAAAGAUUUAUUUAUUUAAACAGUCCCAUCCAACCUCUCGUCUUUGGAAACCCUACCGCCAAUUGCCAAGCCCCACCUGGGGGGCUCAGCCGGGAUCUCCUGUGCCUAUAAACACCAAUUUGUUUUCCGUGUUGUUGGUUGGACUGACUCACGAUCUGAAGAGCAAACCACCUGACAAAGGACUGGACUGUUCCAGAAGCUGGGUGUCUGGCUGUUGGAGGUCAGGAAGAAGGUGUUCAUUUUCCUUGCAUUUAUUUGCCCUGGGGGCUGAGAUACUAGCAGAGGGGAAGGUGCUUGGCAGGGAGGAGUAUUCUUCCCUGGCCUGAAGAGCAGAUGGCUCACAUGGUACAUACCCGUUUGGAAGAAAAAAACUGCGAACUUCAGAUGGACUUGGUGUCUGCCAAGAUUUCCACACCGAAGAACAGUGAUGGGGGGAAAUGCCAUUAAAACAUAGCAAAGUAUUUUUUUAAGCUACCAAUUGUGCCGAGAAGCAUUUUAGCAAUUUAUACAAUAUCAUCCAGUACCUUAAGUCCUGAUGUGUAUGUUCAUACAUUUUGGAUACGCUCCCCCCUCCAAAUACUGGCUCUGUCUUGUGUGUGAAACAGAAUCCUCUGGAAUGCGAGGAAGCGAACAUUUCGGCAACUUAACCCAGAAGCAUCAGGCCGCCACAAGUGCCUGCUUUUCCAAAAUAGGCCGCAGUCCGGAUCCCACCUUGCCCCGGCUCGGAGGCUUUGUUCUGGACCUGAACGUGGGUGCUGGCCAGACUGCUUGGGGGUUUUACACAGAGCAGAGUGGGCCCCGACUGUCUGGAAGCGGACAGAGCUCAGAAUUCCACUGUCCGGAAGGAACAGGAGGAGGCCUGGGCCUGUCCCCCGUGGGCCUCCGGUCAGGCUGUUUCCAUGGGGACCGUGGAUCCUGGGAGCCAGAGCUGUUAAGACAUUUAUCACUGUGGAGGGAGGAUGCAGGAGCCGCGUCUUCCCCAGCAGAGGCGGGUGGCGAAGGCCAGGAAUGCCACCACCCAGACGAGACGAGGAAAGGGGCACACGUGGCCUGUGUGCAGGGUGGCUGUGGUGCAGGCAUGUUGGCCACAUGGCCACCCAUCUGUCUGUGCGGUUUAAAGCCAGGCUUUAAAUGACUUUGGGGAGGGUCAUAAAUCCUGAAGAAGGCGUUGAAAUGAGAUGUCAUGGAUUAAUUAACCUACAUCUGUGGAAUUGAGAUAUCAAACAUUAUCUUGUCAGUAUAGUUUGAUUUUAUUUGAAAACCUGACAAAGGAAAACCAAAAGGUUUCAGGUGUGAAAUGUUGGGAAUUAUCUGUACAUCCUGGGACAUACAGAAAAAAAAAAUCGUUGAUGGAAAACUCUAGCGAGGAAGCAAAGGAAGUGAAAUCUCCAGCUCAUAAACUAGAAAUUAUUUUUUCAAGUUUAGAAUCAGCUUUCAGACAUACAUGGAAUAACUGUGGCAUUAUUGCAUUAUAUACCAUUUAUCUGUAUUAACUUUGGAAUGUACUAUGUUCAAUGUUUGAUGCUGUGGUUGAUAUUUCAAAAGCUGCUUUAAAAAAAUACACGCAUCUCAGCAUUUUUUUUUUUGAAAAAUUGUAUUUAGUUAUGGCCUCUACACUGUUAGCAAAAAUGAUCAUUUUUUUUUUCCAUUUGAGAUGUUUGUCUCAAUUCCUUAAAAGCAUUUCUGCAGGUGAGAUAAGCCCUGGGCCUCAGCUGUCUGAGAAACCCUGGAGCAUGCUGGCCGUCGAGGAGCUUUACUUCAACCAAGUUACAUGCAUUUCCAUGUCAACAAAAUUGUGUAUUUGGAGCAAUCUGUCUGUUGUUCCCUUUGACCUUGUUCCUUGAAGGUUUACUUGUUCCUGGGCAAGUCUGAAUCUAAUUCACAUUACUUAGUAUUACAUACAUGUUUGGUUAAGCCACAUAAGGUUCAUGCAGUUGAAAAUCCAGAUGGGAAAUGACCAGGGGAUUAAAUUCCAGCCAUGAUGGUUUGACCUUUAGAGAGUUGCUUUACCUUUUGACAAGACCCCUCCAGAACCCUCCUGCCCUCCUUCCGCAGGGCCUGAAUAUGCAGAGGGGCUCACCCUCCCCCCCCCCCCACCCGGGAAGCAGGAAACCCCUGUAGGAAGCCUGACCUCCCUGGCAGGCCUCAGGAUGAUCAGACCUUUGAAUGAUUCUAAUUUUUUAGCAAAAUAUUAAUAUAUGAAAAGUUUACAUUGUCAAAAGUGAUGAAUAUGGAAAAUCAAAUCCUGUGCUGCUAUCCUGCCAAGAUCGUUCUAGAGGAGUCAGUGUGCAGUACACGCUAAGUGGCAAGUUCCUCCGAGCUGCUUUCAAAGUAACAGUGAAGAACGUGGACGUUUUUAAUAUAAAGCCUGUUUGUCUUUUGUUGUUUUUUGUUGUUGUUCAUACUGGGAUUUGCAGAAUAUUCUAAAAAUGUGUACAUAUAUACAUAUGUGUGUGUGUGUGUGUAUAUACAUAUAUAUAUCUGUAAGGUCCUGCGGGCGAGCUUCUGGCUGGUUUCUUUUUGCUGUGCGGCUUUGUUGUCUGGUGUUAAUGGUAAGUAAACACGCCCAGCCGCCUGCCCUCAGAACUGUAUAGUGUGGCUGCACUCGCUCCAAGAGUAGUUGCUGUUGCAUAUUAGAAGCACUGAAUUUAUAUAAAAGCUUCAACUAGUCUUUUCCCCCCCCCCUUUCUUUCAUUGUCUCAAUUAUUUUGUAAUCAGACAACAGAGAAGCAACCAUUCCUCCCCAUUUUGUGAUGGGACAGGAUUCCCACCUGAAAUGCCAUCGACGCAGUGCAUAUAUUGACCAAGGUCAGGGUUCAGUAGAACACGGGCACUCCCCAAACUGGGGUCACAGGCUCUAACAGGAGACACAAGGAGGGAAGCGCCAGGAGCCUCCCAGGCACCCCAAGCAGCCUGAAGGUCACAUGACCAGUGACCUUUCUACAGCAACCACUGCGUCUCAGAUGUUACAGUGUCUGAAAACCCUUGUAGGCUUAAGAUUUGGAUUAAAGUCACAUUUUGAAUUAAGGAAGCGCCAUGCUACAUAGUUCAAGCAAAAAAAAAUAAACCCUCCAUGCUGUGCGGCAGCCCGCUUACCUCUGCAUAUUCAGAUUUGACCUUCCAUGUAGAUGUGAAUUUUAUUUCAUUAGUAAAUAAUUUCUUGCAUAUCAUCUAAAGAACUAGUCCUGGCCCAAUGUGGGAAAUUAGGAAGUGAUGAUAAGUCAAGAGAAGUUAGAAUAAUCAUGUUAAAAGGUAAAUAAUUAAGACAGUCCCAACACAUGCCUAGCUUUCACAUCAAGGAUCUGGUGAGUGAACAGAAUUGCAAAUAGCCUAUAUUGUAAGUAAUUAAACUUAUGCUAAAAUGACUAAUUUAUGAAUGUGAGCUUAAAUUCUGAUUCCAAUUGUACGUUAUAGGCAGUGGCUGUUUUUAGGCCUUCUUAUCACAUUAUAGUUAGUAAGGUACACCUCCUCUAUCAGGCAAAAACAGGAAGGGCUUGAAACACAAGCCCUUCUAAGGAAAUUAGGGAGUCCGUUGAAAUUCUAUUCUGAUCUUAUUCUGUGGUGUCUUUUGCAGCCCAGACAAAUGUGGUUACACACUUUUUAAGAAGUACAAUUCUACAUUGUCAGGCUUAUGAAGCUUCCAAUCAGAUCUUUAUUGUUAUUCAAUUUGGAUCUUUCAGGGAUUUUUUUUUCAUUAUUAUUAUGGGACAAAGGACAUUUGUUGGGGGGUGGGAAGAAGAAUGUUCAGAGGAGCAAAACAUUUCCAAGACCAGAUCAGGGCGUGAAAUGGAAACAAGAGGGGCUCUUUGCUACGGUCAGUGCGAUGUCUCCACGAAGGGUCUUCUGCAGUACAUGAGAAACAUUGCUAAGUUCUGUGGAAGGUCUAGAUUCUAGAGACAUCAGAACAACUCAGAGUCCAGCUCUGUACGGCCAUGUAGAUGGGCCAAAACUCUUUUAAAACAGUUACCAUCCGUGGUCUAUAGUUCAAGGCUGGGUGUGUCUUAUGGCUAUUUAAACAAUAAAUCUACCGUUUUAACCAACAGGAUAGUUCAUGAAAACCUUCCAGUUGGUAGGGACAUCUGUUUCUGAAUAUUAUUUUAUAUCACACAGAAAAAUAAAAAUAAAAAACAGUGUGACACUGAAUUGGGUAAAUGAUAAUCCAAGUCCCUUCUCCUUACCCAAGUCAUCAUUCUGGUCCAUGUCUGUGCUCUUUGGACAGCCAUGAAAUAUGCAUGCCACUGACCACAAAGAAAACCAGAUGCAGUACAAACACUAUUGCAGCAAUUCAUCAUGACUACCCUGGAAAAAUAAAUUAAAGCGAGUAUCCUAUUGAUGGUAAGGUUGUUUUGUGUAUCAGCCUAAGCCCAGCAGACAAAAACGACUGUGGAAGAUGGAGAAGCUUAAUCAAAAGAUCCUGAGACUGUUACUAAAUAUGGCUCUAGUGUAUUAGUAAUGCCACAUACCUAAGCCUUUUGAGGAAGCUGUAGUGGGCCUUCUGGCAAGCUCAUUUACUUAAUUUUUUCCCUCCAGGUAGCAUUUGAAGGAGGAAUAGCCAAUCACAUUUCUUCUGGGGAAGCUUUGGUGGCUGUGUUUAUUAUACUAUCCUUCUUCGGUUUUCAACCAAGUUUGGCUUUUGUUUUGAGUUACUGGGAUUAUUUCUGUUUUAAAUAAAAUAAGUGUAUAAAGGUGUUUUUGUAUUGAAAGCGUCUGUUAUCAAGGUUUUCACAUUUUUACCUUCCAUGGGCUAUUUUUAAGACCGGGUGGUGGGAAAUCACCUGCAAAAUUCUGCACACACACAAACAUAUAUGAUAAGCAUACUUUAUGUAGUUAAAAUAAGUCUGUAGCUGGCCAGCAUUAAAUAUAAUGACACUCUGUGUUAUUGGAAAAAAGUCACAUUGCCAGUAAACUUUCCUUGUCUGUCCAGCUAAUAUUAUAAAGGAAAAUAAAGUACAAUGUGAGCUA
Molecule: messenger RNA, 7598 nt
Organism: Manis pentadactyla (Chinese pangolin)
Lineage: Eukaryota; Metazoa; Chordata; Mammalia; Pholidota; Manidae
Gene: BCL2
Product: BCL2 apoptosis regulator
Exons: 3
Coding region: 1734-2426 (230 amino acids)
Biological process (GO): negative regulation of intrinsic apoptotic signaling pathway; intrinsic apoptotic signaling pathway in response to DNA damage; extrinsic apoptotic signaling pathway in absence of ligand
Cellular component (GO): mitochondrial outer membrane
Molecular function (GO): protein heterodimerization activity; protein homodimerization activity
Source: RefSeq, a predicted model, not a curated record